CCCAAGAUCAACAUGCUAGCUACAGGAGUUUGGCCUCUGCUGCUUUUCUCGCUUCUUUUGUGUUUCCUUCAUUGUGAACAUUUACUUGCUUUUUCACUGAAAAACUGCACAAUUAUCUAUACAGAAAAAUCGAAUGUGUUAGUCACUUGCACAGAGCGUUACCUCACUGCUAUUCCAGAUGACAUUCCCAAAAAUGCAGUAUUGCUAAAUCUCAAGUCAAACUACAUUUCAAAUAUUACCAGGAUGAAUUUGGAAGGUUUAUUCAAGCUUGAAGUUCUAAAUUUGGAAAAAAAUUGGAUUUCACAAAUUGAUGGUGAAGCUUUUGCAGACUUGGUAGAGUUAAAGGUUCUCAUCUUGAGUAUAAAUAGGCUCGCAACACUGACAGAAAACAUGUUUCAGGGUCUUUCCAAGUUAGAGACACUGUCUCUGGACUGGAACCAGAUCUCAUUUAUCUCCCCUGUGGCCUGUCAGCCCCUGGUCAGCGUACACUCAGUAGAUUUGAGCUAUAACCUUCUGCAUCAAAUGUCAGAUAUUGAUCACAUUAUUAGACUCCCAACUUUACAACAUUUGUUUGUAUGUUACAACAACUUUACUUCUUUUCAGUCAAAUGACCUCCAUGUAAAUACCUCAAACCUACUCACCCUGUGUUUGGAUUCAGUGAAAAAGUUCAGCAUUACAAGAGACAUUUUUCCUCAUCUGCAGUCUCUGGACUUGCGAGGCUGGAACAGGGACAUCGAGUGGGAAGUGUCAAACAAGACUUUUUUAAAGAGCCUGACGAGACUGCAAAUGAGUGAAACUUCUCUUAGCUUUGAUGUGUACAGAGCGAUUCUGCAGACUGCUUACUCUCUUCAAGAGCUUCAGAUGGAUAACAUGAAAAAGUGGAUAGAUGAUGAUUUCAUAGACGUCGCCUGCAAAAUUCCUUCUCUAAGAACUCUGAAUGUAAGCAGUAGUGAGAUUUACACCUUAAAGGAGAACAUGCUGCAGUCUUGUUCUCACCUAACUAACCUCAACUUAUCAUUUAACAAUAUAAAAAGCAUGGCUGAUAAUGCACUCCAGUCAAUGACACAGCUCAGAAGCCUGAUAUUACAAAAUAAUGAACUGUCCGAACUGCCAGUGGCCGUCCAAGGACUCACCACAUUGGAAGUCUAUGACCUUAGCAUCAAUGACAUCAGUGAACUUUACUGUCCUUACUUCUGGAAUUUAACAAGCCUAACAAUACUCGAUCUGAGCCACAAUCAUAUAUCCUAUAUCUCUGACUGUGUUUUUGAAAAUUUAAACAAUUUGAAAAUCCUAAAUCUUGAAAACAAUAAGAUUUCAUCAUUCGAUUAUUCUUUUAAAUUUAAAUUACAGACAUUGGAGUUUUUGUAUUUGAAAAACAAUGAGCUUAUAAAUCUCUUUCAAGGAGUCUUCAUUAAUCUGUCUUCCCUUCGUUAUUUGAAUUUAGAUGUACGCAUGUGUAACAAUGUUGAGGAAGGAGGGUUAAAGGGACUCUAUAACCUCCAGUUCCUUCUUAUGCAAGGUGAUAUUUAUUUUUAUGAGCAUUUCAGUGGGCUGCCAAACUUAAGCACUCUGAUCCUAAAUGUUGUCUCUAGCCUGCCACAUAACAGCUCCAAACAAAGCGAUAACCCUUUCUCAAAUUUACCGAAACUGAAGAAGCUUAAUAUCAAGGUUCAUAGAGGAUAUUACGAUAUUUCAAAAGAUGUUCUCAGUGGUCUGACUUCUUUAGAGUACUUAAUAACAGAGGCAUACUUCAUGGGAUCUUUGCAUCCAGACACAUUUAAACACACACCGCAACUGAAACAUCUCACAAUUACUUACAGCGAGCUUUCAGUUUUAACAUCUGACGUGUUCUUGCCAAUUCCAAACCUGAUAAUACUCGACCUCUCCAACAAUAAACUCAGGUCUUUGGAUUUUCUAGCAGAGGCCAAACUGUCGGCACUCAGAUGGCUCGAUGUCAGCAACAAUGAAUUGUUCGUAAUCAGUGAAACAGUUAUCCAAUCCCUUUUAACCAUGAAAUAUCUGGAUCUGUCUGCUAACCUUUUAACAUGUGAAUGUUCUAAUUACGGUCUUAUCCAGUGGAUUCAAGGCAGCAAACAGACACAGGUUGUUAAUGCACAUCAGUACACUUGUGCGUUUCCUGUCAGCCAACGGGGAAACAAAUUCCUUGACUUUGGUUUUGACUCCUGUCGGAUAGAUGCUGCAUUGCUCUGCUUCCUUUUUAGCUCUAGUCUAGUUAUGCUUACUCUCCUCGCAUCCUUCAUCUAUCACUUCCUGAGGUCACACCUCACAUAUGCCUAUUACCUCUUCCUGGCCUUUCUCUAUGAUAAUAAGAGGAGGAAGAAAGGUAUUCCUCACAGCUACGAUGCCUUUGUCUCCUACAAUGUUCAUGAUGAAGCUUGGGUCUGUGGAGAGUUGCUUCCAGAGCUGGAGGGUCAACAGGGCUGGAGACUCUGUCUGCACCACAGAGACUUUGAACCAGGUAUAGAUGCUUUUCAUUAGCCUCUGUUCUACUUUUAGCUCAAUAUUUAAUGAAGCUAGCACACAAACUCUGUGUCUUCUUUCCUAUAAAUACAAUUGUUUCUUUUUGUUCCGCUUUUCAGUGGUACCGAAAAAGAUCAAGUUUUAACACCACAGUAUCUUUUUUUUCUCUUUGACAGCA
This is a messenger RNA of Pundamilia nyererei, 2659 nucleotides long. Its product is annotated as toll-like receptor 13. The transcript has a single exon. Gene Ontology annotation, cellular component: plasma membrane. Gene Ontology annotation, molecular function: transmembrane signaling receptor activity; protein binding. Gene Ontology annotation, biological process: immune response; inflammatory response; toll-like receptor signaling pathway. Bases 13 to 2499 code for a protein of 828 amino acids. The record is from RefSeq and is a predicted model, not a curated record. Lineage: Eukaryota; Metazoa; Chordata; Actinopteri; Cichliformes; Cichlidae.